Molecule: messenger RNA, 1948 nt
Organism: Pocillopora verrucosa
Lineage: Eukaryota; Metazoa; Cnidaria; Anthozoa; Scleractinia; Pocilloporidae
Source: RefSeq, a predicted model, not a curated record
UGUAAUGCCUAAGUCAUCAAAGAAAGACUUAAGUGCUGAUGAUAUACAUCUGAUUGAACAAGGCACCAUUGGUCAGUCUGAGAAUGAGGCAUGGCACGAUUACAGAAAAGGCCGAUUAACUGCCUCUAAUUUCUAUAGAGUGUACACAAAAGUUGAAACCCUUAAAACUAAGGGGGGUGAUGCACAGGAACUAGUGGACACAAUCCAGGGUAAAAGUAAUGGACCGUCGGAACAUUUACCUGCUCUAAAAUAUGGAAGAAACAUGGAGAAAGUUGCUAAGGAUAAGUAUGUGAAACUGUUUCAGAGGGAGCACAAAGAUGCAAAAUUCAGAGAGUGUGGACUAUUUAUUGAUGAAUCUGACCAAUUCAUUGGAGCAUCCCCUGAUCUUCUUGUUGAAUGUUCCUGUUGUGGAUUAGGGGUGCUAGAAGUGAAGUGCCCUUAUUCUAUUGUUAAUGAUUUACCAUCAGAAGACAAUCUUUCCUACCUGGUAAAGAUUAAUGGCAAAAUUGUCUUGAAAGAGAAGCAUGCAUAUUUUGCACAGAUACAGGGACAAAUGGCUGUGACAAAGAGAACAUGGUGUCACUUCCUGGUCUACACCCAAAAGGGUUAUCAUCUGGAGCUAAUCAAGUUCAAUAAUGAUUACUGGGAAAAGAUAAAGCAAAACCUAAUUUGGUUUUAUAAUAAGUAUUUAAGUGAAUGAAUGCUCGUUAAUUAUAACUUGAUACAAAACUUUAUUUACAUGGUGUAAACACUAAAAAUACAUUUGUACAUUUUAUAUACAAUUUAGAAUUUUUACAAUUUCAUAUCUGGAAAAACUGGUCUGACAGUUCUAAAUUGAACUCAAAUAGUCUCUGAAUAGAACAGUAAAAUUGUCUGUUGUGGAAACUGGAAUGGAUGAAUCAAAUCAUGAAAUUUUAUACAAGUAAUGCAUUGACCACACUUCAGUAUGAUUGAAAAUGUUACAGUUUGAUAUUGUUUGCAGUUAUAUAUAUAGUAAUAAUAAAUAAUAUAUUAUUUAUUUGUGUUCAGCGACACAUGAGCUGUGAAAUGAAGAAAAAUAUUUACAAAUUAUAUCUAAUGAUUGUAAUCACUCUACCAGAAUAAUUUUUCUCUUGUGAGGUCCUUGUGGUGCAAAUAAUAUAACAGUUCUUAUUCAGAGUGCACAUACUUAAUAGCUGAAGCAUUAAAUGGUACUAAAUCAUACUAUUACUUAAUUUUCUUGUUAUGUACCAUUAUCAACACUAUUUAGUAUUAUUUGGUACCAUUUGUAUGAAAGAUUAAGUGAUUGCACUCUAUACUAGUUGCUAGUAAAGUAGAGCAGAGAUUUUGAAUAACAUUUAACCUAAGAAAGAACUUAGACUAAUACAUAUUGGUAUCCUCUAAAUUUAUGAAGUUUAUAUUCUUUCAUGGGUUAAAUGCUGUCAAUCUUUUUAGCUAUUUGUACAUUUCUUGUUAAUCAUUUUUUACCCAAGGGUCUAUACAAGUUACAUAAGGCUGCACAAAUAAGUACAAUGUUGUCUAUACUGCCAAGCAGUGAUAUUGGUAGUUCAUGCUUUAUCAGUCUAAACGUCUUCAACCGUCUUAUUGCUUGCUCAACAAAGAUUCUAAGAUUUGCAAUUUCUUUUGUUUUAGCAACUUCAGCUUUAGUGAACUGCUCUUGUCCACGUUUACCAGGGGGGAUGUGUAGUCUUGAGCUUCUGAUUAAGAGGUCUUCAGCAAUUGUGAAUCCACGGUCUGCCAUCACUUCAUCGCCAGGUUCAAUGAUAUCAUAAAAUGAUGAUUCUCUUGUCAGAUGCACAUCUGAAGUUCUCCCUCCCCAUGCUUUGGAUAAGAAAUUGAAAAAACCAUGUGGUGUUAUUGAUACCAACAGCUUAGCAGUGUUGUGAUGCUUGUAGUCUGACCACGUAGCUGCUCUAAGGUUUGGGUCGCUUGGGGUUUCAAUAAAUAU